CACGUAUCUGAAGGUAUUUAAUGAAAAUUGGAGCCAAUUUUGCCCCAGAGUUGGGACAAUCUGGAGGCAACAAGAUGGCGGUGCUUUGGGUCAUCUUGCACCUGAUAUUGGUGUUGAGCGACGGGAUCGCUUCAGGGGAGGAAGCCAAUGACGACGGAGAUAACAGGGAGAGUCGAUGGUAUACUGACUAUACUACUUGGGCACCAACUGACUGGGGAUGGUGGGAAACGACACCAGCGGAGAAGGGAGCAAACGCAUCCUGCAACUUCGACUUGGGCGACUGUGGCUACAGCAAACAGUACUCCACGGGUGGCCUUCAGUGGAUACGGCAUAGGGGUUCUACACCUUCUUCUUCAACUGGACCGAAUGGAGACCAUACGACAGGACAAGGGUACUACAUGUAUAUUGAGGCUUCCAGCGGUUCCCCGGGAAAUAUAGCCCGUCUUGUCAGCCCUACAAUCUUCGACAACGGGUGGUACUGUCUGCAGUUCGCCUACCACAUGUACGGGACUGACAUCAACCAAUUGCGGGUGCUGGUCGGAUCAAGUGUCGUAUGGAGUCUGUCGAACAACCGGGGAACAAGCUGGCAUUUGGCAUCGAGGGAAGUCUACAUACGAAAUACGCAGAUCGUUUUUGAAGGUGUCCGCGGAAGCAGCUAUCAAGGUGACAUCGCCAUUGACGACGUUACCCUGUACCCUGGAUAUUGCCCGUGGACAGACAAUCCUGGCACGUACGCGUAUUAUACCGAAGAGACGACGGCGGCUCCCAGCACUUGGUGGUGGACCACAGCAUGGAACAACUGGUGGACAACAGCAAACACUGACUACUAUUACAACUUCCAGGUCCGACUGAGGGGCGGAGACUAUUACAGCUACGGCAGAGUGGAAGUCUACUACAACGGGCAGUGGGGGACGGUCUGUGACGACGGCUUCGGGUGGAACGAGGCAAACGUCGUCUGUCACGAGCUGGGAUUCGAUCAGGUCGACACCUACUACCACAACGCGCACUACGGCUCGGGCAGUGGUCCCAUAUGGUUGGACGAUCUCAACUGUUACGGGUCCGAGAGUUCCCUGCAGUAUUGCCCGCACCGCGGCUGGGGGAGCCACAACUGUGGGCACGGGAAUGACGUCUCUGUCUCUUGUGUCGUCCCAACGAGUACCGACAAGCCAUGGUGGUGGACAACUGAGGAUUGGUGGAAAACAGAACCUGAUCACUUCCAGGUCCGACUGAGGGGCGGAGACAACUACAGCUAUGGUAGAGUGGAAGUCUACUACAACGGGCAGUGGGGGACUGUCUGUGACGACAGCUUCGGUUGGGAAGAAGCCCGAGUCAUCUGCCGAGAGCUGGGGUUCUCUAACUACUACAACUACCACUACAGUGCCUACUUCGGCCAGGGCAGCGGCCCCGUGUGGAUGGACGACUUGCGGUGCUCCGGGACUGAGAGUUCCCUGCAGUACUGCUCCCAUAACGGCUGGGGAAACGGAAACUGCGGGCACGACGAAGACAUCGGAGUCGACUGUCGCUACUGGCAGGAAUCUACUCUAGAACCAUACACCAACUGGCAAACUGACAACUGGUGGAAUACUGACAGCACUCCGUACACUGAAGAGCCAUCUACGGUGGAAGUGACAACUCCCUCCUGGUGGGACCAAUCAACAGAUUGGGGAACAGGACCACCCCACGUUCCCUGUGGCGGACACAUCACCCAAUCGUCCGGUGUCAUCCAGAGUCCACACUACCCAAACAAUUACUUCAACCGCGCCGACUGUCAGUGGACCAUCAUCAGAUCCCCUGGAUCUACUGUACAAGUUGUGGUGGAGCGUUACGAUAUGGAAUCGUGCUGCGACCACUUGGACAUUUACGACGGCCGAUACAACAGUUCACGCAGACUUGCGCGCCUUAACGGAUCAGGGAGCUGGAGGUACUACUACAGCUCUUCCAACGAAGUCCUGAUCCACUUUACAAGCGAUUAUAGUGUUGUAGACAACGGGUUCAGGAUUAGAUUUCAAGAACUCUAUGGGACAGGCACCGCCGAAGUACCAACCGCGGUUCCUGACACAACUGACAGUUGGUGGUGGACCACAGCCUGGAACAACUGGUGGACCGCUGGAAACACUCAUCCUUACCACAACUUCCAGGUCCGACUGAGGGGCGGAAACUCCUACAGCUACGGCAGAGUGGAGGUCUACUACAACGGGCAGUGGGGAACUGUCUGUGACCAUGAGUUUGGCUGGGAAGAAGCCCGAGUCGUCUGCCGUGAGCUGGGGUUCUCUGACUACAUUAACUACUACCACAACGCGUACUACGGACAGGGCAGCGGCCCGAUAUGGAUGGACCACCUGCGGUGCUCCGGAUACGAGAGCUCCCUGCAGUACUGCCCACAUGACGGUUGGGGGACUCAUUGUGGACACAGCGAUGACAUCAGCGUGCUUUGUGGUGAGCAAUAG
This is a messenger RNA of Branchiostoma floridae (Florida lancelet), 2447 nucleotides long. Its product is annotated as deleted in malignant brain tumors 1 protein-like. The record is from RefSeq and is a predicted model, not a curated record. NCBI's taxonomy places the organism in Eukaryota, Metazoa, Chordata, Leptocardii, Amphioxiformes, Branchiostomatidae. The coding region runs from base 21 to 2447 and encodes 808 amino acids. The transcript is spliced from 16 exons. Gene Ontology annotation, cellular component: membrane.